Messenger RNA from Drosophila grimshawi, 2998 nucleotides. Its product is annotated as prominin-like protein. Bases 13 to 2847 code for a protein of 944 amino acids. NCBI's taxonomy places the organism in Eukaryota, Metazoa, Arthropoda, Insecta, Diptera, Drosophilidae. Gene Ontology annotation, cellular component: membrane. The record is from RefSeq and is a predicted model, not a curated record. The transcript is spliced from 11 exons.
AACAGAAAUAUAAUGAGACUAGAAUUCUUCAAGCACCUAGCCGAUCAUUCUGAGAAGUCCAAGGCGAUGCCCUUCAAAAGACUCUCAAAAAAGCUUAGAAUCGCCGAUUUGCUAAUAUUUUGUUUCAGCCUUUUAAUAUGGCCAACUUACGCUGACAACGGAGAAAAGGAAAAAGCAGUGUCUCAAAGAAACAAGGAAGCAGCUGAAAUUUAUCCUUAUACUGAGUACACCAAGUACGAAUCGGAAGUGGAAUAUAUAAAAGAGCCAUUGUACCCCACUACCACAGUGGAUUUCGUGCACAAAGUGACUCAUUUCCUAUUCGAUACUCUCAUACCAGGUGCUUCUGUACUACCGCAUGGCUAUAUUGUCAAGGAAAUUGGCUCAGAUGGGCUUCGCCUUGGACCUAAGAUUGAGAAGAAUGACUGGAAGAAUCUUUUGGCGCAUUACUGGGUGUUCACCAUUUGUGUAAUUGCUCUGCUCUUCCUCAUAAUUAUUAUGCCCUUCAUAGCCGUUUGUUAUUAUUGCUUCAACCACUAUCGAUGUUCCAAAGGAUGUCCACCCUGUGAUUUGCCCAAGGACAAUCGUGCACGCUGCGGCUAUGGUUUUAUUCUCUCAGUGCUCCUUAUUGGCAUUCUCUUUACUGCCAUCAUUGGUUUUCAAAGCAAUAUAAUGUUGGAUCAUGGUCUUAAAGACUCUGCCAAUAUCAUGAGACGGGGCACCGAAAAUACCUGCAAGUACCUAAAAGAUGUUUCGGACCACAUUUACCACUUGCUUGUAUUUAACUAUGAAGAACUGCUUGCUCAUUUAACUGAUGUCAUUCAAAGAAUUAAUUUUAUCAUGUACGAUGCAACCUACAAUAAUGUUAAGCGUGAUCCAAAAAAAAAUUUAUCAGCCAUAUUUAUUAAUUUGAAAGAGGCAGAUAGGCUAAUGAGGGAAGUGAAAUUUUGGCAAAAGGAUCUACUUUUUUAUGGCGGACAACUUCGAGAUGGCCUACGCACCGUAAAGCGUGACAUAAUUUACGCGUGUACUGUACUCUGCGGAAACGAAGAAUGUCUUCGGUUCUUAAGAACAUCGGAUGUCCACAAUCUGGAUAGUUCCAAAUGUCUACAUUUUGACAAGCUACCCGAUGCCUCUUUUUACUCCAAAGUCCUAGAAAACGAAAAUAAAAGAGGUUAUUUCUCUUCAGGCAUGAUGUACUAUUGUGGCCAUUAUGUGGCCGCAGUUAGAUGGAAUUAUGGUGUAAGCAUGCUCAAGGACCCAUUAAUCAAAGAUGUUGAGAAUGGAAAAGAGCAUUAUCGAAUACAAGCAGACAACUUGCGUAACAUCAUCGAUGAGGUGGUCAAUGACAUUCAUGAGAACAGUCAGAAAUCGAGCACAUCGUUUGCCGAUCUAUAUGAAAAGUAUAAUACCCAUCGUAAUAUUAUCAAUGCCAUUGUGUGUGGCCUUUUGUUGAUCAUUUUAUUGCUCUUAGGCAUUGCUCUCAUUUGUGGAUGCUGUGGACGACUUAGGCGUGGCGAUCGGGAUGGGUUCUGCAGCAAGGUCUCAGGAGCCAAAUGCAUGUUUCUCGGCAUUUUCCUUAUAUUCUGCGUAUUCUCGUUUGUAAUCCUGGUUGGCCUAUUUUAUUUGAUCUUAGGCCUUAUCAUGUACAUGGGUGUCUGUGCACCGCUUAGGGAUCAGCAAGGGAAUGCGAUGUUCCGCCAGCUGAAUGCCGUAAUUGAUCUUACUAAAUUCCAGAUUAAAAACAAUCCUGAACCGGAAUCAGAAGAGCCUACGUUACCCAUGUCAAAAGUAAUAACGGAGUGCAGGGCCAACCAGACAAUUAUUGAGCUACUCCAAGAGAAUGGAUUGUAUAAUAUUGAUAACCUAUUGCAGAUUAAGGUCAUGGGCGAACAUAAAGAACCCAAAACGCCGUUUUUUGAUUAUAAAGUUGAAGAUUGGCAUUGCUUAAAUCCGAACGGUCGGUUCCUGAAAGAAUUAGAACCGAUUUGGAAAAGUCAAUUGAACCCUUAUACGGGAACAGAUUUUACGGACAAUUUGUGCACCGAUGUGACACCAGUUGCAUUGCCAAAUUUAAUCACUCAAUUAAAGGAAUUGCGCUCCAGUCUGUGGACUCAGUGGGGCAUUUAUGACUGGGCCAGAGUUUCUCUUUAUGACGAGAUUCUUAAUCUACAGAAAUACCAAGAUGAGAUCUCUAUCAAAGUAAUAGAUUUGAUCAAUAAGAUUACAGAAAAUAUAUUGAAGAUUGAUGAGUAUAUUUUAUUCGAAAGAAAACCAUUUGGCGAAAGUCUUAAAAUAAUAUUCGAUGAUACUUAUAAGACGGAGGUGGAGAUGCGAAAAAAAGCUCGAGCGCUCAAUACAGAAUGGCGAAAGAAAAUUCCUGAACAUUUGGAAGAUCAAUUUGCGGAUUAUUCAAGAAUGGUUAUUAGAGAAAGUAAGACUAAUGUCGGCAACUGUGAACCGAUUGCUAUUACUUAUUCCACUAGUUCAGACACGCUUUGCAAUCGCAUAGUUGAUCCCUUGAAUAGUUUAUGGUUUGGUGUGCUUUUGGGCGGGCUUCUUUUACUUCCCGCCCUUUUUGUCGCCCAUCGGUUGAUGUGCCUGUACAACAAGAUUUAUCCAGACCAGACGCAGGCUGCUGAGGAUGGGUAUGGCUGUCCAAUAUGCACAGGCGGCGGGCUUAAGCCCCCAUUGAAUCAUGGCGGACAUCUCCCCGACUUCUGUUUGUGUAAUGAAGUUAAUGAAUACCGUUAUGAAGGCGGUGCUGUGACACUCGACCAACAUACAACUGCGGAGGUAACCGAGCCCGAAGAGAUCAAAAGUAGCAACAACAAGCAAAAGGAAGAAUAACGAGCACAUUCAAAUGGACGUAUUUGGUAGAUUUUGAAUAUUUGAUUUGAUUGCAACUGAAUGGAUCAGCUUUAGUUUUGUACGUAAUAAUUUUGUGUAUAGAGCUUAAAUAUUGAAAACUUGUGUGCAAGGAACGUUACACAACUUUAAA